AUGGAAAGUUGUAACGCGCGAACGGUUGUUUUUCCAGUGAACGACUCAUCUACCAAUAAAAGAAAUGGAAAUCUGAAUUACUUUUCGACUCCCCUAGGAGGGGUAGGAGAAAAGUCUAGUAGAAAAUCAUCAGGGAAUUUUACAUUACUGAAACCCAUGCAUAUAUUGCUUAUAGCCCUGUUAUCCCUUUUAUUACAAAACAACCACACGCAUGAACAAACAGGAACCUUCAAAUUACAAUACUCUAGUAGAUACUCAAGAAAUUUAAGCGAACAACAUCGUAGAAAAUUACGCAUAAGUAACCACACAAAAACUACAGUAGAUGUAGCUCCAAAUGCCAGCGAUCAUUCUAAUGAUAAAAAUGAUAUUUCUGGUAGUCAAGUAAAUAGUAACAUUGGUGAUAAAAUUGAUGAUGAAGCUGCAAGUGUUAAUGGAAGUAAAGGUGCAAUUGCUAAUGGAAGUAAAUCUGCAAGUGCUAAUGGAAGUAAAGGUGCAAGUGCUAAUGGAAGUAAAGGUGCAAGUGCUAAUGGAAGUAAAGGUGAAAGUGCUAAUGGAAAUGAUCAUGAUUCUAUUGUUACUUUAAUUAAGAACAAAAAUACAAAGGAUUCUGUAGAUGGUGCUCUGAAAGGAAGCAGUAAUAUAAAAAAUGAUACCGAAGCUGACAGUGAAAAUAAAAUAAUGAAUACUACUGGAGGUAUGGCAAUUUCUGAGAAAUCAACAAAUCAGGAUAAUUCUACCGAUUCAAAAAAUGUAAAACAAAUGACCGUAAAUAUCAUAAGAGAUCUAGUUAAUAGUUUAGAUGAAACUGUACGUAUAUCACAAAUGAUAUACAUAUUUAUUCAUAUGAUGACCUUUGAGAGAAUAAAAUAUGAUAACCUAGAAAAUGAUUUAAUUAUUUAUGCCAAUAAGGCAGCAAACAAACUAGCUGUCCCAGAAGGAUAUAAAACUAAAGAAUUGAAGAAAGUUCAGAAUUCCUUAAAGGCAUCUGUCUUUGAAUUUGAAAAAAAGGCAUAUAGAAAUAUUGCAAACGUAAUUUAUUCAAGUGAACGAUCACGUAUUGGACUUGAAUUAGAUAUGAAAUAUUUUACGGGAAAAUGGAAUGCUUUCAGAAAAGAAAAAGAGAAUAUUGCCAAAAAGCAAAUAGAAACCGCCAUGAAAAAUUAUCAGAAAUGA
Molecule: messenger RNA, 1173 nt
Organism: Plasmodium cynomolgi strain B
Lineage: Eukaryota; Apicomplexa; Aconoidasida; Haemosporida; Plasmodiidae
Product: phist protein
Exons: 2
Coding region: 1-1173 (390 amino acids)
Source: RefSeq, a predicted model, not a curated record